This is a messenger RNA of Microdochium trichocladiopsis, 1724 nucleotides long. Its product is annotated as cmgc/cdk/pitslre protein kinase. Gene Ontology annotation, cellular component: nucleus. The record is from RefSeq and is a predicted model, not a curated record. NCBI's taxonomy places the organism in Eukaryota, Fungi, Ascomycota, Sordariomycetes, Xylariales, Microdochiaceae. Gene Ontology annotation, molecular function: ATP binding; cyclin-dependent protein serine/threonine kinase activity. The transcript has a single exon. The coding region runs from base 258 to 1685 and encodes 475 amino acids. Gene Ontology annotation, biological process: regulation of mitotic cell cycle; protein phosphorylation.
UCCUCAAGCCCAGAACAAAGCACGGCAAAAUCGCCAGCGUUCACGCCGCAUAGAAAACCGACAUACUGUCGGCGACUUCGAUCCUGGCUCGCCAUUCUAGCCACCAUAAUUGCACGGCACACCAGCUUGCUCCAUUCGCCCCGAUAGCUUCAAGCCCGACUUCCUUGCAAAGUGCAGCGUAGCAAGCAACCUCCAUAGAAGGAGCUUAUUUUCAGCAUACCAAAACGUGGACUGGCGGCAAACACGUGCGCAGGAGCAUGGCCGGCGCGUCGCGAUGGGCAGACACAGAGGAGGACGCUGCUGCUGACGCGCGGCUGAAAAAGGAAAAGGCCGAGAAGAAGCGACUCAAGGCCGAGAAGGCGCGGAAAGCAGAGGAAGAAAAGGCGGCACUGCAGCAGCGAGAACAAGAAGCGCGGCAGCGCGCAAUACAGCAACGGCAGCAGGCACAGGAACAACAAGACGAAGACCGACCUCCCGCGAAACGACGGCGUCUCACCCCCGAGCCGACACAACAAGGAGCAUCUACCGAAAUCGACGAAGGGGCCAAGCUGUUGCGCUUCGAGGGCGGGAGUUGGACCAAGUCGAGGAGCGUGGAAAACUACGAUAAACUGAACGACAUUGAAGAGGGCGCAUACGGCUGGGUCGCGCGGGCAAAGGAGAUCAAAACGGGCAGAGUAGUUGCACUGAAGCGGCUCAAGAUCGACCCGAACGAUCGAGUUGGCCUGCCCGAGACUGGUCUGCGCGAGAUCCAGAUCCUCAAAGACUGCAGCCAUCGCAACAUCGUCGAUCUGCACGAGGUCGUGGUCGGGGAUGACACGAGUCGCAUCGAGAAUAUCUUUCUGGUGCUCGAGUUCCUCGAGCAUGACCUCAAGUCGGUCCUCGAGGACAUGCCCGAGCCAUUUCUGGCCUCUGAAAUCAAAACGCUCCUGCUACAGCUCGCCAACGGCGUAAAGUACCUGCACGACAACUGGAUCCUGCACCGCGAUCUCAAGACGUCAAAUUUGCUUCUGAACAACCGUGGCCAGCUCAAGAUAGCAGAUUUCGGCAUGGCUCGCUACGUCGGCGACCCGCCUCCGCCGAAACUCACACAGCUCGUCGUGACGCUGUGGUAUCGAUCACCCGAGCUCCUGCUAGGAUGCAAGACCUACGGCGCGGCAGUCGACAUGUGGAGCGUAGGCUGCAUUUUCGGCGAGCUGCUUACGCGCGAACCGUUACUCCAGGGGACAAACGAGGUCGACGAGCUGACCAAGAUCUUUGAGCUCUGCGGCACGCCGACAGACGAGUCGUGGCCGGGGUACCGACGCCUGCCCAACGCGCGCUCGCUCAAGCUCCCGCCCAAAUCCUCGUCCACGGCCGCCCUCAUCCGCGCAAAGUUCCCCCUCCUCACGCAGGCGGGCAGCGCGCUGCUCAGCAGCCUCCUGUCCCUGAACCCGGACCAGCGGCCCUCGGCAAAGCAGAUGCUUCAGCACGAAUACUUUCGGCAAGACCCGAAACCAAAGCACGAGGCUAUGUUCCCCACCUUCCCGAGCAAGGCCGGGCAGGAGCGCCGCAGGAGGCGCGAGACGCCGAACGCUCCUGGCAGAGGCCAGGCUGCUGCUGACUUGGGCAGCGUCGAUUUCAGUGGCAUCUUUGCUGGGCGGGAAAAGGAGGAACGCGGAGGGGGCUUCUCGCUGCGUAUGGUUUAGGAAGGAGAAUGGAUGCUCAACACGCGGCGUGUGAUCCGA